UGGGGGAGCUGGUAGAUCCUCUCGGGAGAGCCCAUAUCUACCUCGGCCAAGGAGUCUUUGGGCAGAUCAAAGCAAGGAGUUGGCUUAAGUUCAUGUUUAUGCAAAAAGCAACAGGAAGGAGGCGGGGAGGGGGAAACACAAUCUAGUCUUAGAUUUGCCUGACUGGAUUUUGAACUCUAGUCUUGAUGCAGAUUUUUCCACUGUAAUUUUAUUUGUGAUUUCCUGGGAAGCUUCUGCAGCCGGCAGACCUUUGGGUUAAAUUUAUCAUAUGGAAUUAAUCUCCACGGUUAUUUCUGCUUCAUCUGAAGGGGUGUGAACGGGAUGUGUGUGUUUGUGCGUGUAGGUGACAGGCAAGCAAGAACAAGAUCCAGUGAAGAAACAGCCUUGUGUGCAAUUAACUGCUCCUGCUCUGUGGGAUAAAUGCUGCUUUCCCCCAAAGUGCUUCUUUUAACCAAGCGGGGCCCAUUUGAGCUCAAAGCCUCUGGAAUGAGGCCGCCUGGACUGUGGGCUCCCACUCCAAAAGCAGCCCUUGAAGAGGAAACCUUUGCUCUAUCCCAGCCCUGCUUGAAAGCUGUUGGGUGGAGUGAGAGAAAGAGAUGCUGUGUGCAUUCGAUGGAAUUUGGUGUAAAUCUCUCAGGGCUGUUGGCUGGUCUAAGAAGUGGCCAAAUUGGGCCAGUGGUGCCAGAUGCACCUUCAAACCAGCACAGCUGGACCAUCAGAGACUCCGGCAACCCCCACCCACCCCCCAAUCGCUGAAGGCCUCCUAGGGGAGUGUUUUAAUCGCCCUUUGCAGGAGAAUCGCUUGUCCUUGGUGGCGCUUCUGACCGCAUCUUGGAUGGGAUCUCUCUGGGUCAACGGAUCGCUAAAUUGGGAUUUGCGCCAGAGUCGCUCUAAGUCUGCCAGGGGGAAAGUCUGGGGGGAGAUGCCAGCUGGGUGCCCGAGAGAGCCGAUCUGCGGGGAACGGGAUCGGGAUCGCUUUCCUCCGCCUGCCCAGAGGUCUCCUUCCUGGAGAAGCGGCGGCGGCAAUUCCGGUGCCACCGCCUCGAGGCAGGCGGUCCUUGGAAAGAGAGAGGCGGCUGAGCAGGAACCCGAGCGGAGCCGGAGCGUCUUCGCCCUGCCUUUGUCCUGGCCGCCGGGACCCUCCUCUCCUCCCGCAUCUCCGGAGUUGCGUCGCCCUUGCGCUGCCCAAUUUCCCCCCCCCCCCACGAAGUGUGUGCCCGUGGCAGCUCCUGCUGGACCCGGGGGAGGGGCGGGGCGGUGGGCGAGAGAGCACCUGCAGAGAGAGGCAGGUCACGCCGUCGCCCCUCCCCUUGGCCUGGGAGGGGGAUUCCCCCCGACGGGGCGGGGCGGGGCUGGGCUCUCACUACCUGCGUUUAAAACGCAGCGUUACUCGGAGUCCGAGAGAGAACGCCACGGCACGGUGGGUCUCCCUACCAGAUGAGGCGGGAAGGGUUCCCGGGCCGGACCCUGCUGGCAUUCUGGGAGGGAGGGCGCGCUCUGCACAUGCUCCGCGGUGGCACUUCGGGCGGCGACGCAUCUCUUUCCUCGGGUGAUUCCGGGCAGGCUUUAGGAAGAGGCGCCUGACUGGCACCGUCUCCGGGCGGCAUGGCAGGAUAGGCGGCGAGGAAGGACCUGUCGCUGCAGCCGGAGGCGGGGGCGGCGGGAGGAAAGGGCAGCGCGGACCGGAGAAGAGCGAGCGGGCAGACGUGUUGAAACCGCCCGGCCGUCCCCGUUUGCGCCGUGCCCCUCAGAGGCUGCUCUGUCGGGCGCUCUGGGAGCGGAGUAGGGCAGGAAAGGGCAGUGGCUGCCGUCUCGCCGCCCUGCCCUGUCCGGACCUGAGAGCCAGCUCGGAGCGGGCAGCGCCGUCUUGUGCUGCUCCCCUCCCCGUCUCUGGGCUGAAGUGGUUUGUGCGUAGCACAGCUGCUCCAUGUGUUAGGCGCCCCGACGGGUCUCGGGCGCAGAAGUGGACAAGCGCCCCUUUCUCCCCCUGCCCGCCUGCCCAGAGGAAGGGCCGGUCUGGGAGGAAUGCAGCUCCUUGCCUCUUUGGGGGCCGGGAAGGAGCAGCGGUGCCGGUGCGGGGCAGGGAUGGGGUCGGGGCAGAAACGCCAUGAGUGAGGGGUACUACCAGUUUGCAAACAGGCCUCUCUCCCCCCUUCCGCAGAUGCCCGUGAGCCUCCCCACAGCCCUGCGUGUUUCGGGGACCACCCUCUUUGCUGUGACGGUGCUGGGAGGCAUCCUGACCGCCUACGUCACAGGCUACCAGUUCAUCCACACGGAGCAGCACUACCUGUCCUUCGGGCUCUACGGGGCCAUCCUGGGCCUCCACCUCUUCAUCCAGAGUUUCUUUGCCUUCCUGGAGCACCGGCAGAUGCGCCUGGAGGGGCGACCCCUGAAGCUGCAAGCCUCGGUGGCCCUCUGCAUCGCCGCCUACCAGGAGGACCCCGACUACCUGCGCCAAUGCCUGCGCUCCGUCCAGCGCAACUCCUUCCCCGGCCUGAAGGUGGUGAUGGUGGUGGACGGCAAUGGGGAGGAGGACGCCUACAUGCUGGACAUCUUCCAGGAGGUGAUGGGCUCGGAGCAGACCAGUUGCUUCGUCUGGAGCAGCAACUUCCACGCUCGGGCGCCGGGCGAGACGGAGGGGGCCCAUCAGAAGUCCACGCAGCACGUCCAGAGCCUCGUCCGCAACCACAGCCACUCCUGUAUCAUGCAGAAGUGGGGCGGGAAGCGGGAGGUCAUGUACACCGCCUUCCGGGCCCUGGGGGACUCCGUGGACUACGUGCAGGUGUGUGACUCGGACACCGUUCUGGAUCCUGCCUGCACGGUGGAGAUGCUCCGGGUCCUGGAGGAGGACUCCCGUGUCGGUGGUGUUGGUGGAGAUGUCCAGAUCCUCAACAAGUAUGAUUCCUGGAUCUCCUUCCUAAGCAGCGUGCGCUACUGGAUGGCCUUCAACGUGGAGCGGGCCUGCCAGUCCUACUUUGGCUGCGUCCAGUGCAUCAGUGGGCCCCUGGGGAUGUACCGCAACUCCUUGUUGCAGCAAUUUCUGGAAGACUGGUACAACCAGACCUUCCUGGGGAGCAAGUGCAGCUUUGGGGACGACCGGCACCUCACCAACCGGGUCCUCAGCCUGGGCUACCACACCAAGUACACGGCCCGCUCCAAGUGCCUAACGGAAACCCCCACCCGGUACCUGCGCUGGCUCAACCAGCAGACUCGCUGGAGCAAGUCCUACUUCCGGGAGUGGCUCUACAACGCGCUCUGGUUCCACAAGCACCACCUCUGGAUGACCUACGAGUCGGUGGUGACCGGCUUCUUCCCCUUCUUUCUCAUCGCCACCGUCAUCCAGCUGUUCUACCGCGGCCGCGUCUGGAACAUCCUCCUUUUCCUCCUGACGGUGCAGCUGGUGGGCAUCGUCAAGGCCACCUACGCCUGCUUCCUGCGGGGCAGCGCAGAGAUGAUCUUCAUGUCCCUCUACUCCUUGCUCUACAUGUCCAGCCUCUUGCCGGCCAAGAUGUUUGCCAUCGCCACCAUCAACAAGUCCGGCUGGGGCACCUCGGGCAGGAAGCGGAUUGUGGUCAACUUCAUCGGCCUCAUCCCCGUCUCGGUCUGGGUGGCGGUGCUGCUGGGCGGGUUGGCGUACACGGCCUGCCGCCAGGACCUCUUCACAGACACCGAGCUGGUCUUCCUCAUCUCGGGGGCCAUCUUGUACGCCUGCUAUUGGGUGGCCCUGCUCACCCUCUACCUGGCCAUUGUGGCCAGGCGCUGCAGCAAGCCCCAGGAGCAGUACAGCUUGGCCUUCGCGGAGGCGUGAUGCUGCGGGAAGGCGAUGGGGGGAGCUGGAGCAAGGAACUCCCUGGGCCGGCCCUUUGCCUGUGUGGCUGAGGCAAGGGAAGGGCUGGCCCCACCCUGCUUGAGGCAGCAUUUCACUCGUCUGGAAGCAGCUGGCAAUCUCAGCAAGCUGGAACCCUUUGCUGGGUGGGUGGGGGAAGCAGGGGUUCUGCUCCAGAGCCCUCCCGAGGGGCUGGUGGAAAGACCCACUUGGACUCCUGCGAAGGACCUCAGCAGCAGCUCACCUGCCUCCUAUGCAAAUAAGACCUUCCUGAAGGGCUGGAGGUGGGUGAGGAGGGUGGCUCUCAGAGGCCACACUUUGGGGCAAUUACCCUGGGGAGACAUUGCUGAUUGCUCUGGGGGAGGAGGGGGGAGGGCUCUACCAGAUCCCCUUUGGAGAUGCUGCCUGUAGGGAAAGUCAUCUGGUGUCUUCCGGUUGUGUCACUGCAGGAACAAAGGGGGGAGGGGGAGAAAGCUCCUUUGGGGGAAAUUGCCCACCAGAAAGGGAACCUUCCCAGCCUCCCACAAUGCCCACCCCUUCCGUGACAGCUGCAGACAGGGAGGCCUCAGUCGGAGGAGCUGGUUGCCUUGCAGCCACUCCUGAUUUCCCACCAACAUUUACAUGCUAUCAAGCACAUGGAUGACGCCUGAUUUAGCAAAGUUUAGCUGGGGUUUGUCCCUGCCUGCAACCAUGUGGUUGUAGUAUUGUGGGUACUACUAGGACAUUCUACCUCUGUCCACGCCCCUCAUCCUGGUAGGUCUCUGGGGCUUUCCUACAGAUCCCCCCACGGUGCUACUUCCAAGUGGGAGAAGGGAGGACGAGGGGCAGCAGUGGUGCUUCAUGGGCUUCCCCCUCCUCUCUGCUUAUACCGCCCCACCCUCAAUACGCCUUGCCUCCCUCCUCCAGCAAGAAGGGUCUGGGGGCUGGAGGGGGACUCCCGGGGCUUCUAGUUCAGGAGUGAGGGGAGCUUUUCCUGCAAUCUGUCAUUCCGCGAGAGGAACACGGUGCCUCUGCCAGCUUCCUGCUUAGCCACAUUGGAAACUCUGGACACAGGCUAGCUCAGCGUAGAUCCUGGCUGCCCCCUGCUGGAGUUUAGAGGAAAGGCAGCUCUUCCCAGUUUCUGUCCUAAAGAGGAUUCCUGAAACUGAGAAUUACACCUUUUUUGAAAAGCAAGUUUCUAUAUUUUAAGCAAUAUUUUAAACGGUCUCAGAAAAAUUCGGAGACUUUUUCUGGAGUUUCCCGCCUUGUACAUCUGUUGCCAGAUUGUGCUCUGCUUUUUACAAAUCCCAUCCCCCAGCCUGCCUGCAGAGGUUGUGGGUGGGAGCUUUUAAGGAGAGACCAUUAAUUAGGGUCUGCUGCUUGAGCAGGGGGUUGGACUAGAAGACCUCCAAGGUCCCUUCCGACUCUGAUAAUGUUCUGCUCUACACUUUUUAGCUGAUCAGAAAUAUGGAUACUGUAUAAUAAGGCCUGCACAUUUAAAAGAAUGCAAGUUCAGUGGCCUGAGAAAACAUGUUAUAAUGAUAAAAUGUUUUGUUGUAUUGGUGUUAAAUGCUCUAAGACAACCUUUACUGAUCUGCUGCCAUCCAGAUGUAUGGACUUCAACCCAUCAUCCCCAGCCAGCAAUUAAACUCCAGCACAUCUGGAGAACUAGUGAAGCUUCAUCGGCUGGCUGAACAGAGCUCUCCCUCCUGGGUUCCUUGUGUCUUCCUUGCUAAUGGGAGUUUCUAGCCGAUAUCCAGACCCCUCA
Molecule: messenger RNA, 5573 nt
Organism: Thamnophis elegans (Western terrestrial garter snake)
Lineage: Eukaryota; Metazoa; Chordata; Lepidosauria; Squamata; Natricidae
Gene: HAS3
Product: hyaluronan synthase 3
Exons: 3
Coding region: 2108-3808 (566 amino acids)
Biological process (GO): extracellular matrix assembly; hyaluronan biosynthetic process
Molecular function (GO): hyaluronan synthase activity
Source: RefSeq, a predicted model, not a curated record